Messenger RNA from Xyrichtys novacula (pearly razorfish), 33273 nucleotides. Lineage: Eukaryota; Metazoa; Chordata; Actinopteri; Labriformes; Labridae. The record is from the annotation of a GenBank genome assembly.
AGUUAGAGAGAGGAGCGUCUUACAGCUGCGGAGGAUUAUUACCCUAUUGACGCUUCUUUUACCACACUUUUUGAUAUUUUAAAAUCUUUUUUCUUUGACUGAUAAACUUCUGCGCUGGACAUGAUGGUGCAAGUCUCCAAAAAUGUCUUCAUCCUGCUCUGCUGCCUGUUGCUGCAACCGGUGAGUAUUUCGGACGCUUGAGACUUUUCUCAUGAGCUGAGUGUGGGCUCGUUUCCAAUUAUUGGUCUGCUAAUUCUGCAAUGUGAAGGUAUACGUCGAUUUGUUGUAGGCUCUACUUGGUAUUAUUUCAAAGCUUAAAGAGAGGCGUGACUCGUGUUGAAUGCAGCGCGCAGAGGUGUGCACGAUAGAAAUCAAGGGGAGAGUUUAAUCGGUGCAAGGAUGACCAAAUGUUGAAAUAUCUGGCUUUAUUUUCGGACGAUUGUUAACAAUGUGCGUGUGUUGUGUUUUAGGACAUUCAGAAUAUGCUAUAUCAUGCUGUAACUUUGGCACAUUUCUUGAGGUUUUGAAGUGUAGUGAAUUUUCAAUUAUCAUCUCAUCACCUCUCCUCAUCUCCCUUCUCUCCUUGAAGAGUCAAUCCCUUAUUACCACCGGCCUUGAAGGCAAAACUUAAGCCCUUUAAAUUGAAUUUCCACUCAAACACACAUCACUGUUUCAGGCUUUGAUUCGUUUCCAGUGACACUCAUAUGUCUUUAUGUCCUACUUGACCUAUACUUCCAUGGCUAAGGUGAAGGUAAAUCACCAGGAGAAGAGACAUCAGGUGCUUGUUCCUGCUUUCAGAAAAUUUCAUGGCCAUGGUCUCUUUUGUCUGUCUCUCACCACUGUCUCCAGCUGAGAAGCAUGCCAGUUAUAAAUCAUGCAGGAAUUCAACUGGAGGUCAGAGCCUUUAGAAAAGCAUGCUGGCUUUUAUAUCUGCAUUCGUACUCACUCAAACACACUUUUUCAUCAGCUGGGUUUGAGAAUGAGGUGUAGGAAAAGACGAGGGGUGCUGUUUUUGCUGGCAGGAAUGGUGAGAGUGAUGAUCAGAGUGACGAUGAUAGAGAGCAGGAAGUUUCCUCUGAUAUUUCAACUGGCCCUGCUCAAGGCAGCGCUGAUCCAUCACUGACAUUAUCUCCAGUUCAGAGGAAGUUACACUGCUUAGCCUGAGGGGCCAGAUUUUUCAUAACCAAAACUGAGGGCUCACCCUGCAUGGUGGAGGGGUCACAGUCAUAUCUGCUUAUUUCUUGGCAAACAAUAGACACAUACUACCGGUCUGAUUAAUGCCCACAGAGAGGAGACUCAUCCACCUAAGUAAGAGCCAUAAAUCUUCUGCUCUUGCUCAGAGUCAGCGUAUCCUCUGUUGGCAAACCCCUCUGGAUUCAGCUUCAAUGUCAGCCAAUAUAUGCCUGAAGAUUCACUCCACAUGUCUGAAUCAUGCACAUGCAAAUCUGCAGGAUAUAAUGCUGGAGUCACGAUCAAAAGAUUGAUUGUGUCUCUGCAGUGUGGGCCAGGCGAAGAGAUUGAUGACAGCAUCAUCUCAGAAGGACCCUGGAGAAGACAGUAGAUGUGUUGCAUUUAUAAAUCCUGCAUCACCCACGCGUCACUAAUAAACAAAUUAUCCAUGAUGUAAAGAAAACAUGUGUACUGUUCCCUCUGCAGGUGGUCUCAGUGCAGAAUCAGAUGUGUGACAUGGUGAAGGAGCUCGACAAGGAGAGGGACAUGUGCCUGGCUCGGAUGGAGAAUAAAACCACAGGUAUGGAGCUGGCUGUGUGUUUGAUAAGCUUUUCUUUUUUUUGUAUUAUUUUUUACAUGCACACAUAUGCUCUGAUGGAAGUGACACUUUGAGCUCUAAAGACAACAGAAGCUGCUCAAACCUGCCCUCAGGCUCCCCAUUCAUUACAACUGCAUGGUUGAACACUGUUUUCCCCCGGUGACAGCUGCCUUUAUAAGUCUGCUGCUGUUUAAGUCACUUGAGAUUUAUUUUACUCCUGAUAUUUGUAAAUUCUAUAAAUGAUCAGUAAAUGGCUCCAGAAUCCACCCACAAUUUUUCAGUCUGCUUUAGGCAUGUGUAAUACCACUCAAUUUGUUUGAGUUCCUCUGAGAGGAGCUUGACAUCAAACUGUUGCUUAGUUUAUCUGUAAUCAAAUUUUAAUGAACUUGACAAGCAACAUAAACUCUCCUGCAGCCUGAAAAGUAUCUCCACAUCUGGGAAAGGGCAUCUGUAAUACUGCUGACACUGCUCCACCAACUGCAAGAAAGAAUUUUCAGCAUCAGAAAAUCAUCUGUCAAUGUUUUUUUUUUUUUUAAUUUGUAGCCUCAGUUUAAAAAAAAAAAAAGAAUUAAAUAAGUAAAUGAAAACCACUUUAAAAAUAGAGCAGGCCAGAUGUGAACUGGCAUAAGAUUCUGACAGUAUGAUAACCUUGAGCAAAAAAAAUUGCAGUUUCAUGCAGUCACUGUGGUAUGAAGAUUACUGUUCUGAAAUGUGUUAUUUUAAAUGUCUGGGACUCUAUGAAAAAAAAAAAACAUUUCCAUUAAACAUAGAACAUUUGGAACAUUAGUGAACAUGUAAUGUAUGUGAAUAAAUAAGAAAAUAAGCUAUUAAUCAGUAGACUUUUCCCAAAAAAUGUUUACUCUAUUACUAAGAUUAAUCAUAAAAUACUGUAUAGAUUUGAAUAUGCACAAAUAACUGUCCAAAAAUGGGCUUCUCAGUUCUUGUGAGGGUCAUCUGACAAGCACUUCUGCUUCUGGUUACCUGGGUGACCAAUUCCAACCCAUCUUGUUUAAGGCUGAUUGUUUGAAACAGCAACACAGGCACCCAUCCUGCUGAAAAGCGAACCUUCAGGCUAGCUGCUGGUGCAGCCAAUGAGACGCUGAAGAAAAAAGUCUGUGCACCCUGAAAAAGACCCUGGGUUUAGUGGUUUCUCUCUGUGCACUCAAACAUUCUUUAUCUCGUUUUGUUCUCCUUGGACAUGGCUCUAUAAAAAACUAAAUGCCCUAUCAUUGUGUCCAAGCCUACUGCAGCUAGAAGACUAGCAGCAAGUGGGUUAACUGAUUCAUCACCUUAGGUAACAAGUAAGAGAAGGGCUUACACAAAGCCUAGCUCAUACUGUGGGAGUGGUAAGAUAAAAAUAUUAUCAGAUUUGAAACCAUGACUUUUUUAAACAUUGGAACUGGUUACCAUCCCAUACUAUAGUCAAGACUCGAUAUAUUUAGUGAUAUUAUUUACAGCUACCAGACAUGAAUCUACCACUAGAAAGAGCUCAGCAGCACUCUUUAGGGUCACUUCUCUAUUACUGACCAAUCAAAAUCAAGAAGUGGGACUUCUAAUAACAAUUUUUCAGCAACAGUAGGGAAAGUCUGUGUUUGUCAAAGUACAAAAUCAGGUUUAGAGCCACUGCUAAUGCCACAGCAAUGUUUUUGAGCUGUUUUAAAUGCCUUUAUUCAGAGAGAACAGAACAGGAGGUAGAGCAGAAGAACUGUGAGUAGAAGCUGGUUGGGACAUACAGAAAGAGGACAGCAGGUUAGAAUCUCCCAGCUGAGGACCACAGCAUCUCUACAUGGUCCAGCCACUUAACUACAAUGUCAAAGGAUGUACUGUACCUCUGUGAUAUUCUGAUGAAUGAAAGAGAGUAUAAAGCAAAGAUUAUACCAAAAGAGUUGACAAUCACUAGUAAGGGAAGUGAAAGUACCAAGGGACAACCUGGGUAACCAAGCAACAGUAAGCACUGGUGAGAAGUACUCUGAUAUCGAGGUUGAGGGCGCUGCCAGACAAAUAGAGCAUUAAUUGACACAGGCUCUUACUACAUUACAUUAAAGCUCAUGUUAAGAGCCACUAGGUGGCUUUUCAAAAUGUAUUCAGAGUGAGGUUACAUCCCAUCUCCACCUCUGGUCAGACUACGUGAAAUGCAUCUCAGACUCCUGCCAGUAGAAACUGCAAGCUGACCAGCUUAGAGUCAAGUUCACAUUCACUUUAAACAACAAUAACUAGCUUAAAGGUGGAGUAGGCAGGAUCUGAGGAAGUUCCAGUUCUUAGGAGAAAUCUUGAAUGUAAACACUACCCCUCCCAACCAGAUUUCCCCUCAGCUCCUCCUCUCCCCUCCCUCUCUGCUCCAGCAAGCCCCGCCCACAAACAGACGCUCAUCCACGCUUGUAUCAUUCCAAUUAAAAUCAGAUAUAAUGCAGAUAAAUACUUUAGAUAAUUACAAAUGGGGCCCAGUAAACGUGAAAGUAAAAAGCAUUGGUGCUACUUUAGAUGCCAACAGACUACCAGCAAACACAAUGUUUGCAGGACUUCUACAGCUAGGAUAAAGUGUUGACUCCAGGACCUGAGGUCAACAGUGUAGCGGGGAUGCAACACGCAGCAGGUCCCGUUUGACAAGAAACACUUCUGUUACAGACACUUGGCUUACUUUGUUAAAGCGGUUUACCUGUCCAGCAGAAAGGUUACAGGGUCUGUAAGAUCCCGAAGCAUCCCAAUCGUUUAUGCUUAAUUGAUUAUGACCCAGCUUUUUAGCUCUUGUCCGGUCUACCUACUUUUUAAGCACCGUUAUUCCACCAGAGUUGCUGGUAUUUACUUCAUUUUCCUGCUUGUGUUGGCAGUCGUGGCCAAAGGAGGAUUCUGACAAUAUUCUGUACUUUCUGGCUGGUUUCUACUGUCUGAUAUUGUAGCACGCUAACUUUGUUGAAUGACACAGGGAAGCAGCAUCUUUGUUAAAGCCCUUACUGGGGCUUUAACAAAGAUUGCAGAAAUAUGUACAAUAUUUGCAACAACAACCUUAUGAAUGACAGUGUUUGUUUAAAAACUGCACUAACUAAAGCAACGCAAACAAAGAAUGAGAGCUCAGACUGACUAAUAUGAUUUGUUUAGUCAGGUUUUUGAUGAUUAGGCUAGAGUUACAUCAUGCUAAUUGGGAUGUCGCACACUCACAGCAGUAAGCAGCAUAUAGCCGACUGUAAUUAUAAUCCACUAAUGGAUAAUUGUGCUUUAUUGAACCUCUAUUACCUCUGGGUGAAACUGAAACCCCAUUACACCUCACUGCAGUUAUCAUGAGACUCUUCUGACUAGCUCCUCAUGAUGUAGAAAAAAUCUCUCACUCAUUAUUGUUUAAAUGGAGACAUCACUUUGCUGCCUUAAGUUUCAGAUAGAUUCAAAUGUAAUAAAUCCUUAGGGUGGUGAUGCCAAUAUGAACUGAAUACUCAGUGUGAGCGAGCAGGACAGAGCCUAACAGUGACCACAGUGGUCUGAUGAAUUUAUAAAACAGCUUGUAAUGAGGAACAGGGUGCUUUUGUAUAAGUCACAGUGUCAGCGUGUUAACUCAGGUCAUUCACUGGUAUGGCUUCAGUGACAACAGAGAUGAGCUGCUAUGUCUCUGCUGCCAUGGGAACUCCAGAGCUCGACCUUCACCAGGAGCAGGUUUCUGUUUGUCAAUGAGAGGAGUCAACUGCACAGUUUCAGACAAAAAAUAAAAAAUCUGUUCAAAAUGUUCAAGAAACUGUUUUCCUGUUGCUUGUUUGCAGCUUUCUCCUGGUGCUAUUCAUCACUUAUGUUUUCUUUUCCUCUCUCUGGCCGACAGGUUGCAGCGGGAUGUGGGAUAAGAUCACCUGUUGGCCCAGCGCAGAUGUUGGAGAGGUGGUCACCAUCCCCUGCCCAAAAUAUCUCUUCUACUUUUCUAGAGUUGCCACAACACGUAAGGAUCUGUUUGAUAAUGUGUGAGGAAAGACGUGGGUUGGAGAGUUAAACAAGUUACAGUGGGAUUUUGAAUGGCGAUUAUCAGUAAUGUAAGUUUUCUGGACUUUCAUUGGUCUGUAGUCUCUUAAACCUUAUCCCCUGUUUGUAUCAAGUCAUACAUCUGCGAGAACAAAAGAGAGGAUAAAUUUUAAGACUGCUGACUGCCCAUUUGCUAGCUCUGGGAAGGUGUAAAGUCCUCCUUGAAUAACAUUAGAUAUACUUUAUUAUCCCCAUGGGGAAAUUUAUUCUGGUCCCUGUCCAACUGUAGGUAAAAACAAGACAGGAAGAAAAAAUACAAAGCAGACAACAAUUGUUUGACAAACAAUUCACCAGCAACCACACACACACACACACACACACACACACACACACACACACACACACACACACACACACACACACACACACACACACACACACAUUCAGUCAUUCAGCAGUCUGAUGGUCUUUACCAGGAAUCGCACUCUGCCCCAGCCGGGUGAUCUGUGACCCCAGCUGCACACUUACAUUACCAUACCAGGUAACGCCAUAUCUUACGAUACUUUCAAACCCUGCUCUGUAAAAAAGUGUCAUCUGUUCCACACCAUAGAGCCUGAGUCUGCACAGGAAGUACAUACGCUGCUACUUCUAAAUAUCUGUAUGAGCAAACCUGAGUGAUAUGCUUCUUUUUGAUAAGAGGCAGGCAUGUGGUCACCUACUACUUCUGGGUCCUCUGCCUUCCUCAAAUUGAGCACCAGAUGGUUCUCAUGACACCACUGCACAAACUUCUCUUUCACAGAAGUAGUUCAGUGGGCUGCUGUCACCAUGCAGCAAGUGUAGCAUGGCUGUAUCAUCAGAGGACUUGAUAAUGACGUUUUCACUGUGAGUUCUUUUACAGUCAUUAAAGUACAACAUAAAGAGGACCAGGGAGCUGACACAUCCUUGUGUCGGGCACCAGUGCUGAUUGACUCAGGUUCUGACAGGGCCCUGUUGACCCUGACCUGUUGGGACUGCUUUGAGAUGAAAGGAGUAACAUCCAUCAACUUCAUUUUCUUUUUAAGCAAGUGUGGCUGCAAGUGUUCAAAGAUGAGCAAGCAGCAUAAGCUUUAGAUUGUCAGGACAUUUUAAAUUUUUUAAAUUUACCUGCUUUGUGGUACUUUUUUUUUUUUUAUUGCUAGGGUACACGAGUAUUACUUUCCUAGGUACUAUCAUUUCCACACAAAUAUUAAUAUUCAGUAACUAUCCACAACUGCCUCAUGAAAUAUACUUUAAUCAGUCAAAAGAAAACAUCCUUCUCAGGACUCUGUGCUUUCACUGGUUUAGAUCCUCACAGUCUCGGCUUGUGGUUUGUAACAUUUAAGGGCGGUUCUGUAAGUGGUAAUGAGGUGUAUGAUGUUGUGGUCCAAGUUUGCCAGAGACGGUUUGGUUCUACUCACUUCAUCCAGGAUUACAUCACCUCUUGUCCCACAUUGAACUCCUUCAGUCCUGGUAAUGUCAGCUCUAACUUGCACUGAUGAAAGGCCCCAAAGAUUAAGACUUGGAGAAGCUUUUGUUGAAUACAGUCUGUGAUUGUAAGGAGCGGUUUUGGUUGCAUUCCCGCAAGGCAGAACUAUCCAGCAACCUUUGGUCCUAAGUAAUAAAGCAGAUGUGGAAGUGCAAAAAACUGCAGUUCUUAAGUGUCCACUUGCUGCAGAACCACAGGAAACCACAAACACACUGAGACAAAAAGAAAAGCCUGUAUUUAGAGCAAAGAUAAACACGUUGCCAUUCUGGUUCAAAAAACACCUUUUGUCUGAUUAACUUUGGGUUGUCAUGGCACCCACAGUAGUGGGAGUGAAUCUUUUUGUAAUACGUUUGUUUCUAAGUUAUUAAGAAUGCACAAUUGGCAAACAAGCGACAUGGCUGACUAGACUGACAUGCGGACCACUGUAACCAUUUGUGAGGAGGAUACAAGCUAGGUUUGAGGUAGGCUGACUAAGCGUUAGGCUGAGUCAGCAUUUCCGACAUGGUGACCACCACGAUUGGCUUCAAAACUCUGCCAUUGGUGAUGACAGCAACACUACACUCAGUGAUAAUACACUCUAUAGGUGGAACAUACACAGUGAGGAAAAUUAUGUUCCCAAACUCUCUGGGCAGACACACAGGUCUCAAACUAAAACAGACUGGCGUUGUGUAUAUUGACUUUACUAGCUGAUACUAAUAAAGAGGAAAAUCCCCCCACCUUUGUGUUUCCCUGUCUCUCCUAUGAACGAGAAGGAUUGUAACUCACAGAGAGUCCAGAAUGUCUUGGUGGAGCCUUGGUGGAGAAGGACUCUCAGUACUUGUGAGACAGGUAGUAGCGUAGGACCGCACCUCUCAGUUUGUUCUUUAAAGGGAUAUUCCGGCGUAAAAUUAAGUUAGGAUCAAACACAUCGUAACACUGAGUUAGAUACCCCUUUGAGAGAUGAAUGUUGCUGACUGCUUGCAUCUCUAGUUAAACCAACUUUAGUAAUGACAGUACAUAUAGGGUCCCAGCCACAGCACUAGCCACCAAACAUCUUUUUAACUUUGCCUGAUUUCUUUAGCAAAGAGAGCAGCCAUUUAUUUGUACAGAGACCUUGGGCAAGUCCAUCACCAAAUGCAGCAGGGUGACGCAGCUCAAAGAAGAACAUUUAUAAACAUUUCUUCAUGGAAAUGCAAUCAGACCGAGACGCUAAGGCAGAAGAACUACCGCGUCUACAGCAAAUUGAUUACUAUGAUGAUUAUUACUUCAAGGAAAUGAUCAAGUAGUCAUCAUAAAUGCUCUUCCUUGUUGAUAAAUGAAGAAAUAGGCACAGGUUGUAGCAGCUAAAGAGAAGCUUUUGACAUUGACGUAUUGGUCUGUAUCCAAAACCUGCAUCAUAAAGCAGCAUAAUUACAGACUUGGACAGAAAUGCCCUCUGUUACAGGACUGGACAGCAUUGACAGCUUAAAGUUGAUGUCUGACACAUGCUGUAGGUUGAAGGGAGAGCUAUUAAAUGAAUUCAUAAAGGGCUUAUCAGGCAAAUGAAGCAUUGGCAGCACACUGAGGGAGUAGUAGUAUGUAAUCAUAGAGUACGCUCAUAUUUUAAGACAGGUCAGUCAUCCUGUAAACAAGAUGCUUUUCCAUUGAUUUUUUCUGUGACUGUUAUUUUUCAUAAGAGCUGGAGUAGGCUGAAAGGCAGCAGCACCAAAUAUACACCAGAGGAAUUUUUGCACUUCCAUAUUGACUUCAUUUUUUAACACUGAAGGGUGGUGCUAGAUGAACACAUCCUACCAGUCCUGUAAUGCUUAAUGUUUAAAUCUCUUUCAUGGAGGAUGGACGUAUAUGUGGGAUUACAAAAAAAAAAAUGAUUUUGAGAUUUUUUCUCAUCUUGAUUUAUCCCUAAGCUUCCUUUUUUUCUGAUGUUGCAGACAUUCCAGUUGUCUUAAAAAUGAGAUAUCAUGCCUUAUAUUUGAGACCAGAUCUAGUUGUUAGUGAGUGCACUCAGUUCGAGAGCGACCCAAACUCAUGAUGUCACUUUGGCCCAUGUUACCUGUUUUUCUGUCUUUCCUGAAACAUAUCUCAUGUCAAAUAGACUAAAGAAAAACCCAAACACAGCUGCGUCUCAAAGAGAUGAAUAACUUCUUUCCUGGCACCGUGAAAGACACAUCAUGUGUAUUUGUCAGCCUUUCUAUGAGAGCCUCACAGGAUGUGAUACUGAUUAAACGAAAAGGGAAACCUCUCUCCUGAGACUCGGUAGGCUGGAUGGUGUUUGUAGUCCCUGAGAUUAUUCCCCUCUGAAUUCCCCUUGUAUCUUCAUUUGUCAUUAAUGACCACACUGAGCGAAUCCACUUGUUUAUUUGUGUUGAACUUGCAGUGAGGCCUCAUUUCCAACUCCCAGCCUCCAGAAAUAUUUGUUUGUUGGAGUUCUUCUGAAUUUAAUUUAGUUUGUUAUGAGGACAGAAAAGUUCCUCAUAAAAUGUACCAGUUCUUAAGCUAUGGUGUGUGCGUGCCUGCGUGCAUGCGUGUGUGUGUGUGUGUGUGUGUGUGUGUGUGUGUGUGUGUGUGUGUGUGUGUGUGUGUGUGUGUGUGUGUGUGUGUGUGUGUGUGUCCUGUGUGAUUGCAGUGAUAAAUUGACUAAGGCAGUUUUGAAAGUUCUCUGAGAUUCCAAGCAUUUUAGCCCUUUAAGCAUGUUGUUUUCUUUUCCUUUUUCAUAAACUGUCAUCUUAUAGUCUUAAUAUGCUGCUGGUAUCUUUCUUUAUUUGAAAACUUCUGGUAAACUAAGUAAACAUGUCAGAUUUUCAGAUACCCACUCUUAUUUUUACACUUUUUGGAUUAAAGAAAGAUUAAAACACACAGGCCACAUUAAGAGGUCAGUUUGGUUAGUGUGUUAGUUGUGGUGAGUUUAGAGAAUGAAGCAUCAUGGGUUGGGUCAAAAUCAUAACUAAAUUCAUAGUUGCAUUCGUAGUUCAAGUUGCACUAGACUUUCUACUUAUUCUGAAUGUCUAAUUCUGCAGUAGAGUGGUUUACAUUGGUGUGAGGGGAAAGCCCAUUGAGGAACGCUAAAGGCUUUGAUGAAGACGCGAGAGGAUGAGGAUGAGAGGGAGCCAAACCGUCUUAGCCACUACACAAAAAACAGGUUGAGCCUGCAGAGCUACCACAGCUGGUGUAGCAUUUGGCACAGAUGUGACAGACCAGUUGGACUCCCACUUUUUCCAAGUUGGUCUCUUACCUCUGUGUUUUAUUAUCAAAGUUUCUUACCUGUAGUAAGAAUAGUAACACUGCUUUGUAGAGCAGUGAAAGCCCCUUUUGUUCAUGUCCUGUCUCAAGAUUGUAAACUUCUUUAUUUGUGUUAGUGGUGUCCAGCGUUUGACAAAUGUGCUCAUCUGCACUUGUAUAGCUGAGACAUUCAACAUCUUUCCUGAUCUAACUCAACCCACGACUCAUUCUGUUGGUUGGUUAACUGGCUUCCGUUAGUUGGCUAGUUUGCUUUUCUUAAUGCGAACUUUCCGACUAGUAUGAAUAGCAUUGGUCACCUCACCUUUGUGGUGGUAAAGUCAGCCUGUGAUGUAAUGACGUAAUGCUGUAUGUUAUGGCCUGCAGUGUGAACACAGAAAGACCGAGGAAAAAAAACAAACAAACAAAAAACCUGCUGUGCCAUUAUAUCACCUGGAUCAGAAUAGGGAUGCACCGAUCCAAUAUUAGGAUCAGAUAUCGUCUCUGAUACUGACAAAUUAACUGGAUUCGAUAUCUGAUAAAUGACGCCGAUCCAGCGUUCCGAUCCAGUCUUUUUUUUCUUUUAAUUAAUAUCAUACACAGCAACACAGCGAUUCUGUUCGCUCUAUAUUCUAUGUCUGUCUAUCCUUUUGCACUAAAUGUUUACAUGGAAGUCUUACUUCUUUUUGCUCUGUGCUUAUGCGCAAUUUGUUAUUUGUUAAAGGGGACCUGCCAUCCAAAUGUAAUUUUGUGUGUUUUUGGUGUCAGAUAAGGUCCAUAUUAUGUUCGUCUUAUGUUGUAAAUGUGAAAACAAACCGUUACGUCGUUUGCAUUCUGUAAAGGUUUAAAAUAAAGAAACGGAUAAACCAGGCCAAUUGAAAAAGCAGGUCCCUCUGACGUCGCGCUGACCUUGCUCAUUAUUAUUCAUGAGCGCGUCCUCGGAGAGCCGCGCCCACUCUCUCGUUCUCGUACUCGUACUCCUAUUCACAGUCAACAUCACUCUCCAGCUAGAGCGAGACCCAGCUACCAUACUACCUACUGUAUCCGCUAUGGGUCUCUUCCAAACGACCGGUGUUUCCUUGGGUUCAUGGGUUCAUUUUCCGGGAAAAUGAACUUAAAGCUGGGCAGAAUGAAUGAGAAAACACCGCUGGAGAUCUCUGGCUUCUUCUUCAACUUCUACCUCCUCUUCGGACUCGGGGUCUAAAAUAUAUGGUUUAAUACCUGCCAUUUUUAGCCUUUAGCAUAAGGUGACCAGACAUCCCCGAUUUCCGGGGACAGUCCCCGUAUUGGAUGACCUGUCCCUGGCAAAAGCUGUCCCCGAAAAUGUCCCAGAUUUAAGCGUUUCAUGAAUGAGAGCAAAAAUGUUGCAUGUGGGCUCGAACAACGUUUAUUACAGUAGCCGAAUGGGUAGGAGGCACAAGUAAGCAGUCCUGAACAACAGUUCUUACGGGGGUUAUUACAAGGGGCAUGCGCUGCUAAAUAGUACCGAGAUUUUGUCUGUGAUCACACAGUCCCUGCAGCCCCAGCACCUGCCAAUCAGAGCACAGCAGGCUUCACAGCAGGAUCCAAUCAGAGCAAAGCACAUUACCAUAAAUGUUAAUGAGCCAAAAUCAGUAGGUUUUCCUGUAAGGUUUUUUAGGCAUACUAAAACAAACCAUCAAAUAACUUUUCAGCUAAAAUUAUGUUGCAAACAUGAUCAGAGGACAUCAAGGAUUAUGAAAAAAUGAUAAAAAUGGGUAUGAAAUUUUGAUGGCAGGUCCCCUUUAAUAAAUAAUAUUAAGUACAUUUAUAUCUGUGUUAAUUUGUUACCUUUUUUUAACAAGGCUAUUGUCAAGCCUGAUACCUUCACUCACAGGGCAAGGUAUACAGUUCAUUCAUUCAUUCAAUAGUCGUAUUGGAUCAGUAUCGGCUGAUACGCUCAGCCCAGAUAUCGGUAUCGGAUUGGAUUGGAAAAAAUGAAUUGGUGCAUCUCUAGAUCAGAACACACCAAGAAAGCUGUAGGCAUGAAAGAACCCUAAGAAAUUAAUGAAGACUAUUUUUGAAUUUGGAAAUUUUAAAAGCAGAUGAAUUGGUGUAAGAUUCAGUCAGAACUACGUAGAUAUAAAGUGAAGUCAGGGAAAAUGACCUUCCUGCAAAUUUAAGGACAGAAGUCACAAGGAGCAUAACAUUGGUCAGAUAUGAGAUAUGGGUGGUUGACCUCAACAUGCAGAUACUGAGGAACACACAUUGUACAUCAUUGCUGAGAAGAUUAGAGAUCUUUAAGAGUCUCCUUGAUUAAUCAUAAUCAGAGGACGGGCUUGUUAAUCAAAGGUGUAUUAGGUGCUCUGUUUGGUUCCCCACACAGGAGCUGGGGAAUCAAAUGGAGCUUAGACUUAUCAUCUCAAUGUCAUUUCUAAUUGAAUUCAAAGCGGAGUGUGGUUGAAAACUCUUUUAGUUUUGUCAUGAUGUGCCCCUUUCUUGUUGUGUGCAUGAUACCUGAUACGCUGAGGAGGUUUUCACAGAACUGAACAACCUCAGAAACUCUUCCUGUAAAUAUUUCAUCACCUCUCUGGAAUUUGAGCACAGAUUUCUGUUGUGAGUGAUUGUUGUGUUUUUGCACAUCCAAGUAUCUGCACAAAUGUGAUGAGGGGGUCCUGCCCCUGAAAUCCAGACUGUGUUUGCCCAUCACAUUCGGGACAUGAGAGGGAUUCUGGUCUGUGAUUUAUCUUGGUGUAGGAUGGUGUUCUGGGAAGUUGUGAUGUGACCCAGAUGGGAGAUGGUGGAGCUUAAGAGAUGAGAAAACUCUAGGGAAAAAACAGGAGAAGAGAUAAAGAAUCACAGGAUUCGGAGGUUUGAUAGGGAGAGGAGGUUUUACUGACAUGUCAAAGGUUUCUAGAAUCAACGGGCCAAAAUUAAAUAAGCGAAGAGACAGGAUUGUACGUGACCUGUAAACUGAAGAGGAUGGUAUCAAUUAUGCAGUAAAUCAAGAAAUCAGUGGAGGUCUCAGCCGGUUAAACCUGCCCUGCUCUCAGGUCAUGUAAGGAGGACUUCAUUAAGGGAUGAUGAAGGGUCUUGGAUUUUGUUUAUUGUAUUACUCUGCUGUCAAGUGAGAACCUUGUGGUCUCAUAAGAACUAAGAAAAGCAGCUUUUUCUGUUUUUUCCCCCUUUAUUUUAAAAGGUUGCAGAACCCUGAGAUGACAGAGUGGUAUGAUAUUUAAUUUUCAAUAAGUUGCCCUUUAGUGAAUGUGCUUAAGUAUCAAACAAGUCGAUUUAACCUCUUUUUAAAUGUGCCUACUUUCCACCAGUUGCAAAAGACUCCAUUUAUUGACAUGUCCAGAGCCAUUCAAUUUUAUAAGCCUCACAUGCACACACACACAAAAACAGGCAUUACGAAACAUGGCGCCACAGAGAUUGAAGGCCAAGUCAUAAAUUUAGUUGAGGCAGAGUUUACUAUUCUCAUGAACUCUUUACCUAGUAGGUCUAACACAAACACAAAGUCAUUUAUCUCCUUCAGUGACACUGGGUCCCAGCCAGGGAGCGCAGGCUCAGAGUGACUGAGGGCAGGACGUCAAUGGCUGAAGCCGGGGCCAACCAUCAUAGGCUGAUAUGGAUCUUCCUCCAAGAUGUUUCUGGGGAGGAUCAAGAAUCUGACUACUUAUUGUGUCCAGAAAAGUCAAGAUCUAAAAAUUCCUAGAAAUUAAAAACAGGGUGAUUAACUCAUUUGAGCUCUCCUCCUUGUUGUGCAUGUCACUGAAAAUCCUUGCCAACAUGUUUUGGUGGAUGAUGAAAGCAUUCUUCUGGCAAUCCCUCAAACAAGCCAGAUCCAGCCGUGGCAUGGGCUGAAACAGCAGGGGCUUAUCAGCGCCUUUGUGUCUUGUCAUGUUGUUUGAGGAAGCUAAGCCUCCGUCUUCUCUGCAGUAUGCCGCUCAGGUAUUUGUGAGGCGACCAUAUUUCAAUGCCAAACACACUCUAAGACUCGGCAUUGUUGCUCAUUUCUCAACUCAGUCUUGAUUUGAUAGCAGCUCAUACAGUUGGGAAAUGUGAGGAAUGUCCUAGAUUUUGAUUUCUACAGCACUAUUCAGGGCAGGGAUUAAUUUAAUGCCAACUCACGCAGUUUCCCUUUCUUUGCUGACAGCUGAGAAGGUGAGGAAAUGCUACAGAUAAAUAUUACAAAAUAAGAGUCUGUGCAGAAUCACAGAAGAGCUUAUGUGUGCUUCUUGAUGAUUACAGGAUUAGAUAUCCCUCAUGGGUGUUGUAAGUUGUUUAUUAAUGAUAAGUGUAUUAUCUAAAACUCACCACAUGUCCUUCCUGUUCUGUUUCAAAAGGCCAACCAUCAAUCUAUCAUCAACAUAUCUGCAUAUGCAGCACUUUGAAAGAAAGUGUUAAGACUUGUGAUGAAGUGCUUCAGUGGUAAAAAUCUAUUUUAAUAACAUAAUAUGCAGUGAUUCAAAGAAAUUCUUGGUAACCUGAGUGUUUUGCAUUUCACUCUCCAUUUUUUUUUAGUUUCAUUGAUUUUUUUUUUUCACAUUUACUAAAGUACCUUUCAUUAUUCUGGCUGUGGGCAAUUCCUUAGAAAGUUUGGCACAUAGUACCAAUUGGAGUACUGAUCUGAUUUUAUUGUUGUGUUAGUAAGAGUGUCAUAUUGUUUUUCUUUGAAAGGUUACAUAAUGCUGCUAACAUUUACUCACAAAUCAAUCCAAAUAGUAUUAAGAAGAGAGAGACAGUAAAAGAAGAGUUAAAGAAGAGUCUACUCUACUCUGCUCUACCCUACAAUAAUGUACUCUACUUUACUCUACUGUACUGUACUGUACUGUACUGUACUGUACUGUACUAUACUCUACUCUACUCUACCCUACAAUGAUGUAGUCUACUCUAAUCUACUCUGCUCUUAUCUGCUCUACUCUACUGUACUCUACUCUACUCUGCUUUACUCUACACUACUGUACUCUUCUCUACCCUGCUCUAUUCUGCACUACUCUACACUACUGUACUCUACUCUACGCUACUCUACUCUACUCUACUCUACUCUACUCUGCUCUACUCUACACCACUGUACUGUACUCUACUCUACUUUCUUCUGCUCUACUCUACUCUAAUCUAAUCUACUCUGCUCUUAUCUGCUCUACUCUUCUCUACUCUACUCUACUCGACUCGACUCGACUCGACUCUAAUCUACUCUGCUCUUUUCUGCUCUACUCUACUCUACUCUACUCUACUCGACUCUACUCUAAUCUACUCUGCUCUAUUCUGCACUACUCUACUCUGCUCUAUUCUAAUCUACUCUGCUCUUAUCUCCUCUACUCUACUCUGCUCUACUCUACACUCCUCUUCUCUGCUCUACCCUAAAAUUAUGUACUCUACUCUAUUCAACUCUACGUUACUCUACUCUACUCUACACUACCCUAAACUACUCUGCCCCGCUUUGCUCUGCUUUACUGUACUCUACACUACUCUGCUCUAUUCUGCUCUGCUCUGCUGUGCUCUUCUCUGCUCAACUCUUCUCUACCCCAGUCCUGUCUAGGUUAGUCUGCUCAACUUUGCUCUACAAAGCCCAGACUGUGUUGCUAGUUCCUGCAGUGGUUCACCACUUCUCGAUAUGCUGUAACUUCUUUUUGCAAAUUGUUUGAUAAGUGCGAUUUGUGUCCUUGGGUUUCCCCUGGUGCUGCCUUUGCCAAAAAGGACUAUUAACUGUGAUCAAGUGUUUUGACUAAUCAGGAUAAGGCAUUUACCACAGCAGGGUGGUUACUAAAAAAGCAGAUAAUAAACUCUAAUGAAGUGGACUGUAUUGUGUUGUAUUCUAGUGAGUGCUACGCUACUGAGCUUUAUUAUACAUGGCUCUACUUCUUAUAAAAAAAUCUUCGACACAUUACUGCGCUGAAGUGAGCUGUAGUCUGCCGAACUCUUAUAUAGAGAGCCCUGCUUUACUAUUUAGUCGUCUUGGAGAUUAAAGCUCUUCCUUGUUUAAUGGUCAGUGUAAUGCACUUUAGCCUUUGACCCCUGACCCCAUAGACAGGACUGGACUAACUAAAAAUAUCUUUCUCCCUGACAUCUGGCCUCCUGUGUGUGUGUGUGUGUGUGUGUGUGUGUGUGUGUGUGUGUGUGUGUGUGUGUGUGUGUGUGUGCGUAUGAAUAUGUAUGUGUGUAUGUGAGUGUGUGUGUGUGUGUGAGUAUGUAUGUCUGUAUGCUUGUGUGUGUUUGCGUGCGUGCGUGUGUGUGUGUGACUGUAUGUAUAAGUGUGUGUUUGCAGACUGAGGGUAAUUAUGACACAGAUGGAGGCAAACACACAUGGGAACAGUCCUGGUAUCUCUGAGCCACUGGGACGUUUGAUCCCCUUUAGUCACUUCUUUCAUUUCUUUAAGUUUCAUGAAGUAUUCCAGCGAGACAUAUACAUCUCAGUGUGACAUCAUUUAUUGUGAGUAAAUGUAGGAAAAGUUUUGCCUUGCAGCUCAAUCCAACUCCUCCCCAACCUUCCACAACACAGAGACUUGCACUCAGUGUUAGAAAACAUGGCUUUUUCACUGACACUGAAUGAACUGAAUUGAAUUUCAAUUGAAUGAAUGAAUUAUUGAAUUUCCCUUUGGGGAUAAUUAAAGUUCUUCUCUUCAUCUGGUUUGUAAAUCAAAUGUAUUUUAAAAACUAGCUGCUCUGAACAUUUUUUUCAUACCACUCUUGUUAUCAGGUAACCUGUCCAAGACUUGCACUGAAGGUGGCUGGACCCCAAUCAGCGUGGACUCCUAUAUAAUGGACUGUGGGUACGAUCCUAACAACACCAUGGAUGAUAAUGCGGUCAGUGCAGCAGGCAUGAAUCAAAGCUCCUCUUCCUUUAUGUUGCUGCUUAUAUUCAGGCUUUUCACUGCAUCCUGCUGAAAUGGAUUCAGAGUGUGUAACUGAGUUUGUUUUGCAGGAAGAGUUCUUUGACGCUAUCAAAGUGGGUUACACCAUCGGUCACAGUGUGUCGCUCAUUUCUCUGACGAUUGCCAUCAUCAUACUGUGUCUCUUUCGGUAAGCAGUUCCAUCAAAAUGCUACUUAAAGUCCCUGUGCAAAGACAAUCAAACACCCUCCCCAUGAUUCAGAGUGAUAAAACCCUGUUCAUCUCUCAUUUCGCCUCACAUUUCCUGCUUUUUAUGGAGACUUUACAGUGUUUUUCAAACCGUAAUGUAACACAAGUGGACUUUGUGGGCUAAGACGUCAAAAAUUGACAUUAUCUGCUGUUGCAACACUUCUCAAACAAAGCAUCUGACUGCGAGCAGCCGUAAGGUCAGACCACUUAAACAUGCUGCUGCUGUUCACAGCUUGUCCCCCUUUUGACUUUCAGCCCCUGGUGUGAGAGAAAAGUGUUUUUCUGCAUGCUGGCAUGACAUAGCACAGAUCAUAAGGAUAGAUCUAAAUGAUUGUUUUUUAUGGCUUCUAAUAAACAACCCAGUGUGCUCAUCUGGGAGUAGCUGCAUUUGGAGUAUUUGUGCAUUACAGCUAAACAACAAGCAAUGUGUUUACUCCGCUUGCUCAUGAAAUACCAAUGAUUUGGACUCUGGAGCAGAGACACAGGAUGUGAGGAGCGUCUGCUGUUUACGUUUGCCUGCAGGCACUGCAUUAGGGCAGCUGUUUGAUACUGUGUGUCACUGCACCCAUACUGAUGGGUUUACACAAUUUAACCCACAAUGAUAAGCUAACUGAAAAGGCAUUUGUCUGUAAACACUCAGAAAGGAGAAUUUACAUUAGUGACAUUUUCUCUGGAACCCCCUGAUUCAUUCUGUUUACCUCCUGAUUCCUGGAUUCGCUCUCAUUUGAUGAUAGUUGGUGUUUCAUUGCAAGUAUAAAGCAAUUUAAAUUGAUGUUUUUGUGUUUAUAUAUAACCUGAUGUCAAAAAAUAGCAGAACUUAUAUUUUAAAUACCCUAUAAUAAUGUAUGCACUGUGCCUAUAGCUUUUUUUGCAGAUGUGUAUUAAGUCAAGGGAGUUUCACAAAAACACAAAUAUUGCUUGUUUCAGAGUUGAGGCUUGAGUUCAUUUGUAGCCACUAUAACUCUUAGCUCAGGAUGGAUACACAGAACUGAUAAUAUAGGGAUUGCACAAGCUAAGAUUGGUCCAAUUAAAGAAGAAAUAACAUCUUGAAUCUUAGAAGUAAGGGUCAAGUUCAUCAUGAAAAUGUGGUGUGUGGGGAUCUGUAUAAUGAUAGAAAGUUGGAAGUGAGUGUGGCUUAUACUAAACGUGUUUUUAUAGCUUUCUAGCAACCAUAAUUAUAAAAGAUGAGCAUAAAUGUAAUCAAAUUGUAAAUGGACGUCAGAUAAGAAGAAGCCAUGUCAAUUCUGGACAUGCAAUUAUACCUUUGAAGCAUCAAAUUGAUUAAUUAUUAUUAGCAUCUAAAUAAUUAUGAAACAUAUUUCCACCUCCUUGUGCUGUAAAUUAAUCCGUUUCUUUCUUUCUCAUUUCUUUUAUUCUUAACUGAAGUGUUUUGAACAGUCAUAAUGCCAGGUCAAAACUAAAUUAAACAUAUAAAAAAUCUGGCAGGAACCAGGCUUUUAUUCGCCACUGCUUGCCUGCUUUAGCUCCUCUUAUUCUUUGACUCUUCUUCUCAAAGACAAAGUCUAAACUUUGUCCAAUCUAAAGUAAGACUGUGUUUGAAGAGGAAGAAACUGAAGUCCUCCAGACACAACCAAUUUACUGUCAGCAUUAAAUGCUCCUAAACAUAUUUUGAGAUUCAAUUACAGAUGCACAUGUGACCAAAAUGGACAAAUCUGAUGUCAUAUAAGUUCUUCUGUGGCCUGUUACUUCAAUGUUUUCACUUUUUAACAGGAAGCUUCACUGCACAAGAAACUACAUCCACAUGAACCUUUUCGUGGCUUUUAUUCUGAAAGCUGUGGCUGUUUUCAUCAAGGAUGUGGUUCUGUAUGAUGUUGGGGAGACAGAUAAUUGCCAGCCAACUGUGAGUACACCGCAUGCUCUGACAGCUCCGGUCUCAUUCACCAACACAUACGCUUUAUUAGCAGAGCCAUGAGUUUCAUCAAUUUCCUUCUGACCAUGAUCUGAAUUUCUAGAUGGAGUAAACCUGUCUAUAUGAUGGCAGAGCAGUUUCUGUCCUCAGCAAAGGAAAACUGAAUCCAUUUAAUUUCUGACUCAGACUUUACUGACUUUGAUGCUUUGUCUCAGAGUUUACUUAACGUGUGAGCACUCAAGUGCUUCUGGGUGUAGCAGUGUUUGCCGAGUCCUUCCACUCCUGAGAUGUCGUUUCCUCGUUCAGCUGUCCAGCAGGAUGUUGUGAGAGUUCCUGUUUGCUGAACAUUAAGGCCGAACUACAGAGGGCUUAGUCAAUAAAUCACAUUUGAAAUUAAGCGUUUAUUCACCUUACUUGGAAAACAUUACCAUAGCAACAGUAUGAAAACACCAUACCUGCCUAUUUAGGAGGUCAGCAUUUGACUGAUAAGAUUUGAUAUACUUGGGCUAUUUUAUUUUCAUUUGAUCAAUCAAGUUUCCGACGUCACUAGUGUUUUCUCAGAUCUCACUCCAGCUGAAUCCACGACUUUAUUACCACAGAGGAUUAGAUCAGUGCACCGUAAAUCACCUGUUUUACUGUCUCUAAGUGCUGCUUGUUAAUGGCUGGAUUGUGAGAUGUCCUCUGCACAAUGCACAUACUGUCCUGUCCCAAACACAGCUGCUCACUCUCUCAUCUGGUCUAAAAUUAUCAGUGAAUAAGAAAAACACUGACAAAAAGCACAAAGACAAAGAGCACACUAACAAAUUACACAUCACAAUGAAGUUUACUUGUCAUGCAUAGAAUUUCUCAGCCCACAACAAUUAUAUUUACAUGCAGAAAACAUGUUAAAACUUAGUUUAAAAGUCCAGAAAACAUAAGAAAUGUGCAAUUUCUUUUACUAGACUCCAUCAUAUUGUCUUCAUGUACUCAAAGGAGUAGAGAGGCUUGGGGGCAAGAUAGCAGCAAGAUGAUUGGUCAAUAAAUGUAGAGGCUGAAUAGUAUUGUACUGAAAGAGUUAACACCCACUCAUCACAAGAAAGACAGAGAUACUGAGGGAAGAAUUGGUGUGAAUGAAUGAUGACAAAGGAUAAAUGAAUGAAUGAUUAAUGAAUAAGUGCAGACCUUUUUCCUGGCAGAAAAAGAAAAUGUUUACAAUCCAGAAAACCACAUUUAGAGCUGAAAAAGUAGAACUUAGUUAAGGACAUAAAACCUGUGUCUUUCUGUCGCUUGGUUUUGUAAAGAGAUUAGCUGGUUUUGAGCACAAUACAAUGUCAUUGUUAUUUGAUGAUUUAGUUUGUUAGAUGUCCAAUAACCAUUAUUGCCACAAGGGGCCAUGAAAAUUGUUCUUUGAAGGCUGUAGUUCAACCAAGCAGGACUAUCAAAGUGUAUUGUAUUCAUUCAGCAUUAGAGGAUAAAGCGAUUAAGUAUUUGUUUAGCUAUCUUUGUUCUGUACUAUUGUAAUAUACAGUUUGAAACCGUCCAUGCACAAACCCAGCUCAAUAAGAGUUUGGAUGCUGCGUAAAAUGUCUGGAUGGCAGCAUAUGUUGCUCAUAGAUCUAUGUACAGCGUUUGGUAUCAGUGAUGCUCUCUUACAUAUGUAAACAAGCCAUGCCAUGGGUACUUAUCAUGGGCUUCCCCACACCAUCACAGAUACUGUCUUUUGAGUCAUGGGCUGAUGGUCAGAAAGUGAAGGAUUUGGUAUCCAUGAUUUCCAAGAAGAAAGUCAGAUUUUGGUUUGUCAGGCUAAAGGACAGUUUUCCACUUCACCUCAGUCUUUAAGCGGCACAGGUCUAGAGAAGUCCCCAGCAUUUCUGGAUCUUUUUUAUGUGGUUUCCUUUUUGUAUUUUUUAAAAAUCUUUUUCAAAGCCAGUCACAUUACUAACCUAUUGCAAAUGGAUGUAUUUAUUUCGGAAUGGUCCUCCUGUGGUUUUAUGACAUUACAGAACUUUUACACAUACUUUUAACAUACUUGCUUUUACCUUUGAUGGGACAAUAUCAGCCUGGAAAACAUUUGUGAGACCUUUAAAAAGUUUCCCAGGAUCUACUGAAAAACAGAUUUUCUCCAUGUCAUUUUUGGAGUGAACACUGCUGAUAAACUGAUUUCCGCUAUUGCAGCUACAAUAGUUCAAAAUUAACUUUGGUAGAUUCAGAAUAAGUGGGAACACAUGCGGCCUUGAAUUUUUUUCUUUACGUCAACAAAAUGUUUGACAUUAACUAAAUAACCCCCCCGAGAUAAAGUAUCCUGGAUCUGAUCGUCAUCUGAGAUGAUUUAGCAUCACCAAGUGCGUAUGCUUUAGUUUAGUAGAUACUCUCUUUGGUUGGUAAAGAAUUGUAAGGAUUUUAAGGAUGUGGGAUGCAAUAAAACAGAGGUUUGCUGCAAAGUCAAGUCAGGUCUGUCUGCUUGUUUUUUCAAACACCCCUGCUUCCUCUCUCUCUCUCUCUCUCUCUCUCUCUCUCUCUUUCUCUGCCUCUCUCUCUCUCUCCUCAUGAGGAGUUGAAGUUAGAUAGUUAGAUAGUGCAUACAGCCCAAACCAGGAUAAGGGGUGAGCUCUUGACCAAACAGACUUUUCUCAUCGUACAAAACUUCAGUUCCUAAAUGAUAAUCAGUUAUGAGUCAUUUUUAUGACUUUAUUACUCUUCUUUAUGAACUGCCUCAUGAUGUGGAGAACAGAGCAGGUGUUGAGUGCAUUGGUGUGUUUCUCACCAUGUAUUUUAAAUGUAACACCUGAUGAGCCUCUGAUAACACCGUCACUGGAUGGUUCUUUGAGUGGAUCAGGACAUACCAUAUAAAUAAACAUGAAUUUCACAAACAGUGUGAUCCCAGAUUGGUUCAGUGCUGUGGUAAUUAUUUGUAUAACCAGAUCCUUUUUCAGGUAACCCCUGCAGGUUUUUCUCUAAUUGUGGUAAUAGUCUCGUGUUUAUUAUGGUAAUGAAUGCCUCCUCAUGGCUGCUCUUGAUGACUGCCAAGUCUGAUGGAUCGUUUUCAUAAAAAAAGACAUCAAUACUAAUCUCGGAGUAAUUUACUAAAAGCUGUAUCUGUAAUGCAACACGAUUUGUCUCCAUCACUUCACUGUAAUGAAUCUUCAUUUAUCUGCAUCCUCUGUCAAUGAAAUAAGCCAUUAACAUCUUGAUUGUCAUGCAGGUGGGCUGCAAGGCGGUGGUGGUCUUCUUCCAGUAUGGGAUCAUGGCGAGCCACUUCUGGCUGCUAGUGGAGGGCUUCUACCUCCACACCCUGUUAGCCGUGUCCUUCUUCUCGGAGAGAAAGUACUUCUGGUGGUACAUUCUAAUUGGCUGGGGUACGUGCCAACAUCUAUACCAUAUGUUGAUGAAUAUUAACAUUAGAUCAUUCUCAAGGAGAUCUGAUCCAUCAUAGAUCUCUAUGUCACAAAAAGCUGCAUGAAAUCUUCAGAUUCCCAUCAAGUCAUAAUCACUAGACAACCUUAAUGUCUGUUUUGACUUUACAGCGACAGCCACAAAACAUGUGAUCGCAUGUAAAUGAGUUUAAAAGAGAGGUUUUAUGCAUUCACAGGAAAAUGACCAUCCUUUUCAUCUGCAUAUGAAUGAGUCUUUCUGCCAGCUUCAGAUGAGCAGCAGCUGGCACUCUGCUCUUCUAAUUUCAUUUCAUCCAAAGGGUCCUGCCAUGUUUGUCAUGCUUUUAAUAAGGAACUGUUUCACUUUAUAAAAAGGAAAAGAAAAGAAAUCAUUCAUAAACAGUCUAACGUACAUAUAAUAGUGCCUCUCAAGAAGAUCUGACAGCUCAGGCCUAAUUUUUUUUUCUAUAAUGCAGAGAUUCAUUCCCUACAGACCCACUCUGAUGAAAAUCAUGUUUUUCUUGUUGUCUGCAUGUUCAUAGGGCAUUUUUCUGAUGCUACAGGACAUAUCAUGAGAAAAAUAAGUGCAAAAUUGCAUUUAUGAGUAUUUCUGCAUUCAAAUCGCUGUGAACCUCUGGCAGACCCAAAUGACAGGUUCAGACACAGUGAGAUUUCCUAUGUAACAACUCCAAGCUCCACCCCUGGAGCCCUGCUAUGAAGUACAGAGAACAAUCGCAGAACAAGCGUGUGUGUUAGCGGAUUACAAUGCUCGUAAGAAAGCUAAUUAUGAUAUCAACUUUCAUCAUGUCCUCAAAGACAUUAGUUUCCGAAAGCUGAAUAUGUUACCUAUGUUACCUGCCACUUCUGCUGCACAAACAAUGUUAGGCUACAAGCUAGCAUGAUGAGGAGUGUGCAGAGCAGCGCUGUCUCCACCCACGACUCAGGUGUGAAUUGCUAAUGAGCUACUGGAGCUCUGCAGAGGAAAAGCCCUUGAAAAUGACACAGGUAACGUGAUUUUAGCUAAAAACUUAUUUUAAAAUCACAAUUUACAGACCACUGACGACACUUCAAAUAGUAAAAGAAAAACAGAGUGGGACUUCAUAAAACAUGCCUUUUAAAAGCCCAAAUACAAAAAAAAACCCUUCCAAAAGUAUCGGUUUUCCCCCUAAGAGCUCUCAUCUUAACUUAUUUUUGCUAUUUUCAUCAAUCAAACACUCACCGGGGUCUUUUAGAGCUCACUUAUCAGUCUGACUUGUCUUGAGAUUUACAUUCAGCAGACAUUCUCCAAAUUUUGAAUGUCCUUAUUUCCAUCACAGCAAUAAAGCCACUUUAUAAAUAGACGUGAAAUGUCGUGUCUGCCAGCAGGAAAAUGGAAACAACCCUGUGACUUUCCUGCAGGGCCCAGAAGGAGCAAAUAUUGGCACAGAGCACACAGUCAAAGAUGAUAAGCAUACCAAAAAUGCACUAGCACUUUAGCCAGAGAGUCACACAAACAUUUAUCUGGGUACAAAACUCAAUGGUCACCUUCCUUUCUGAGUUUAUGUACAGGUCAUUGAAUACAGUGAACGUGGAGGUCCAUGUAAAUGUCAAAAUUAUUUUCUCUAAUAAUUCUCUUUGUCUUUCUUUAUUUCAGGGGCUCCAACCAUCUUCAUCUCAGCGUGGGUGAUCACAAAGGCGUAUUUAAAGGAUCCUGGGUCAGUCAAUCAUUGUGUUUUGUCACUUUUCAGAAUAACUGAUUUAAACUGCUUUACACAGAGAAAAUAACUCUAAAUUUAGUAUCAUGGUUAGCUUUACUCUUCAGAUGUCUGUAAUGAUCUCAUCAUCUGCAACAAACCAAUCACUUGUUGUUGUUGGUUGCUUGAUUGUCAUAAAAGACCGAAACUGCAGUAGUUAAAUGUUUGUAUUUCUUUUAAACUUCCAAAGAUAUUCUUUUGGCCUUCUAGACAGUGAGGUUGACAGCUUUUAUUUAUUUAACCACAGAGCCAAACUGGUAAUCUGAACACUCUUUUUGUUUUAAUAGAACCAAAAAAAAAAACUAAUCUAAAAAAACAUAUACAUUUUAGUAUGUUAAAGUCACAACUGUAUUGAUUGGUAGUCAGACAUUUCCCCAUUAGUCCCCUCAACUCAUGUUAUCUCAGCUUUAUGUUCCCACUGUCCUUUCCCUCCUCUUUCCUAUGUUCCCUCACCCUGUAUAAUUAGAUUUCUUUAUCGCCUCAGCCUCUUAUUACUAGAUCCCCGUGUUCCUCACACCUUGUCCUAUGUUCUUUAAGUGCCAUGUUUCUUCACUCUGUUUGCACCUACCAAAGCCUUUAAAUUUCAUCUCUGUAACCCCUACUUGCAUUGUUCACUUGCUUCUUAGUCCCUCCCACCAGAGAAGAGAGAUGCAAGGAAAAUAAGUGUACUGUAUAAUUUAAUAGACAUUAAAACAUGGGGCUCUAUUUUCGUGCCUGCCGACGGCACGGCGGAGGAUGGCGGACCCACGUAGUGGUAUUUUACAUUAAACACACCAGAUCCAUCUGUGCUUAUAUGAGACCGUGUGAAGGACGCCCUCUGCAGCGCUUACAGCGACACUUGUUGAGGGGCUGCCUUCUGUUGCCAUCGUGUGGCAUAACUGUCUUCAGACAUCUCUUGAUCUCUUUAACUACUUCACUAAAAUUGUAAUAUGCCUCGCUGGUGGCGGAUUUAAAGGUGAGGAGAGGAGCUCAUCUGAUUGGCGAAAACAGGUUAGGGAGGGGGGAUACUUACGCCGGGCUGUGCCGCUCACCAAAAUACCAAAAUGUGCAUGUUAUGCUUAUGCUUAUGUUAUCAAAGUCCUAUAAGUUUCUACACACCCUCCCUUUAUGUUCCAUUGUAAUUUUGUAGCCUUAGUCCUUGUUCCCUCACAUUUUGUUCCCUCAGCUUUGUGUUCCUGCAGCUCCUAUGUUCCCUUGCCAUAUUUCCUGAGUCCUUGGUUUGGUCACUUUUGUUUUCUUUGCACUCUGUUUCCUCAGCUCCUUUGUCUUUGCCACUAUACUCUCUAAAUUUUUAUUCAUAUGUCCCUGUGUUACCUCUACACCAGGUUGCCUGAGUCCUAGUCCCCUCACCUCAUUCGCCUUUUCUUUUCAACAUCCAAUUUAUCAAUCAACUCAUCUGAUCUUCCCUUAGAGAAGAAGAUAAACUUGAUGAUUAUAAAGCUACCAUGUUUUAGUUACUAAACUGUACAGUGUAUUUUGCUCAUGAGUCUACAUAGACAGGAGAGCUUUUGAUAAGAUAACUUAUCUUUUACAUGUCUUGGCAAAUCAGCCUCUUCAUUUCUAACCUUUUUUUCACCUUUAAUGUUCUUGUAGUUGAUGCUCUAUGUGUUUGUAGCAAAAGGUUUUCCAGCUUAAAUGUUGAAUUGAUUUCUAAAGAAUUUGUUGUAUUCACACUCUAAUCUCUUCUGACAGCUGCUGGGAAAUAAUUGAUGACAAGCCAUGGUGGAUCAUCAAAACACCCAUUUUAUUCACCAUACUCGUGAGUCACGACACCGUUUUAUGAGCCUUAUUCUAUAAACAUAUCUGCAUAAUGUAAUUACAUAAACAAGGAUUUUAAUCCUCUGCACCCUGGCAGGUUAACUUCAUCCUCUUCACCUGCAUAAUCCGGAUUUUGCGACAGAAGAUGAAUUGCCCCGACAUCGGGAGAAAGGAAUCCAAUCAGUACUCGUAGGUUAUCAGAGAAGAGUGUCACAUUGAUGACUUUAUUCGUGGUAUUACAACAGUGAAGAAAAAUCUGAACUCAGUGGAAAAAAACAACCUUGAGAAAAGCAUUUUUUUGUAAUGAUUGACACGAGUUUUUUUCUUUUUUUUUUCUCAUGACACUUUCUCAGGAGACUGGCUAAAUCCACUCUGUUGUUGAUACCUCUUUUUGGGAUAAACUACAUCAUCUUUGCCUUCAUCCCUGACCACAUUCACCCGCACGUGAGGAUGGUGUUCGAUCUUAUUCUGGGGUCAUUUCAGGUAACAUAGCUAAACAGCACAAGUGUUUAAACGGAGCCCUGUGUAAACAGUCUAAUGUGUAUGUUCUGUAGUGUAUGGUGCAGACUGAAUUGGGAUGAAUCUGUGGCGCACAAUCUGGGUUCUUAAUAGACACAGAGACAUGAAGUGCAAAAAAAGAUCUAUUACAGUCCCACUCUGAUCGUUUUUGUUUUUACUACUUGAGGUGUUAUCAGUGGUCUUUAAAUUGUGAUUAUAAAGUUUUUCGCUAAAAUCACAUUACAUGUAUCAUUUACAAGGGCUUUUCUUCUGCAGAGCUCUAGUAGUUCACUAGCGGUUUGCCUCUGAGUCGUUGGCAGAGACAGCGCUGCUCUGCACACUUCUCUUCAUGUUAGCUUGCAGUCUAAAAUUGUCGGUGUAGUAGAAGUGGCAGAUAACCUAGGAGCUAUUCAGCUCUUGGACACUAAUGUCUUUAGGGACAUGAUGAAAGUUAAUAUCAUAUUUAGCUUUCUUAUAAGCACUGCAAUCCGCUAACGCACGCGCUUGUUCAGCGAUCGUCCUCUAUACUUCUUGAAGUCUGGCCUGCACAGCGGGGCUCCAGGGGGUAGAGCACGGACAUGUGGUGUAGAAAAUCUCACUGUGUCUGAACCAUAGACUGUAUAAAGAAUGGACAGAGUCUGCCUUCUCGCUGGGUGAAGCCACUCCGAGAACAGCACCCUCUGUUGACGGGCUGCAGUAUAGGUCAUAAAUCCCGCUUCCGCCAGCAAAGCUUAUGGAGCUGUGGACAAACUUUAGAAAUUUAUUACACAGAACAUAAAUUUUUCUCCCCCCUGCCUGUGAUGUUGACAUGUAGUUACUGUAAGACUAGUUUGUGCUCAAGUCCACUUUUUUCUGUACAGCUCUGUUUUUAAAAGUUAUUAGGGGUUCAUGUUGUCUAUGAUUGACACUUGAUACAGCCUAUGGGCGUUCAGGGAUUGCGUAGCUCACCCGGGGGGAUACGCUGUUUGAGCUGAGCGUCAUCACAGUGACUCUCGGCGACUGCGCGGCCGAAUGCGUGCAUCGCUACUGCGCAGCGCUGGUUUCAGGAAAUGAAGAAAAAUCACGGAAAUACCGAGAGCUUUUUGGCUUCAAAUCCGUAUACAGGCGGAAGGCAGAACCAAGUUGUCCAUCGUAUAUACAGUCUAUGGUCUGAACCCGCAGUUUGGGUCUGCCAGAGAUUCACAGCAAUUUGGAUGUAGAAAUUGUUCUUUUUCUCUUCUAUUUCCUCUAGAAUCAGAAAAAAUGGCAUAUAAACAUGCAGACAACAAGAAAAACAUGAUUUUCAUUAGAGUGGGUCUUUAAGUCUCUGGAUUAUUCAUGGUAAUGUUUCAGGCAUAACAUGAAUCAGAACAAUCUGUAUUUGAUUCCAUGAAUUCCAGCCUUUUUACUUUGAUGGACCAGUUGGCAUGUCUAACUCCACUAUUUCUACUGCACCCCUCAAAAUGCAGAAAAUGCUCACAGGUUGUAUGAGUUAUGUUGAGUCAUGUAUUAAUGGAUGAUGAUUUAUAUCCUGUACACUUACCAUCAAAGAAAAGUAGGCUUUUAUUGACUUGAUUUGCUGCUGGAUCACAUUGCUGUUGCAUGUGUCAUGGAUGUGCCUAUCCAUCAUUUAUCAGUAUCUGAGAGCACACUGGUCAGUGAGAGCAAUGAGACUUAUGUUUGAGGAACGUAAAAAGAAUACCUUUUCGUCGUAUGUGAAUGUAUGUGUGUGAGUUUGUGUUGGUUUCUGCAUGUAAUUGAAAGAGUUUGCACAAUGAAGCUCAGUGAAAUCUUAGGUCGUACUUUCAGCCACACAGGCCUGAUGAUAUGAGGAGAUAACACUGCUGCCGUAUCAUAAUGUAUGGUGACAAGGGGAAAUGACUUGUAUCUACAAGCCCUCUGACCUAGUAAAACACACAAUUUCACUGCAACAGCAAAAUGCAGAUGCUGUAUUAUGAGCGUGAGCAUGGCCGUGCAUCUCUGCUUGUGUGUAGAGAGCAAAGAAAAGCAUGCUUCAUUCUGUCUUAUUAAACGUGGGUGCAAGGUCAUUUGCUAUUUACACAGGCAAAACACUUUGGGUUUAUAAACCCUGAAGUGUUAAGCAGCUUGCCAACAACUUUAAAAGCUUCCAAAUACUUGACAGAAGAAUCACAACAUCUUGAAUGAAAUGAUUUAGCACUCCUGAUUAGCUGACUAUAGGACAAGAUAGAAAGCAGCUCUUUGACUCGGUUCAGUCAGAAAGUUACAGCUCGGCAAGUUAAGACAGUUCCUCCUGAAAAAAUAAAAUAAUUGUUUGUUUAUCCAACAUGUUGCUGAUUUACUGACUAUGAAAUUGGAUGUGAGCACUAAGAGCCUAAUGUAAUGGCUGAAUUCUGGAGAUGGAAAGUACUUUUUUAAUUUAUAACCAUCUUAACUCUGUAUGAUUCCUUCUGGGAAAAUUUCCCAGAGAUCUACAUGAUGAACCUCCUGUCUGAGUCUGAAGUUGGUCAUAAUCUUACCAUCAUUACUCAGACUCAAGCAUUUUGAGUGUUUCCCCAGCAGCACGAUCACAUCAUAGUGGUAUUUCUGUUCAGCAGGGACAGAUAUUUUAUCGACUUUCUUUCUCUUUUCAGGGUUUUUUUGUUGCAGUCUUGUACUGCUUUCUAAACGGAGAGGUGAGUGUAUCUAUUUAAGAUGUUUACCACCCUUUUAUGCUAUGAAAUCUAAUUUUCUGCCCCUGUUUCUGUGUCAUUUCCUUUCCUAACGCUCCCCCCCCUAAUCCUGUUUACCACAUUUCUUGUUCCCUCCUUCAGGUACAGGCAGAGAUCAAGCGAAAGUGGCGCCGAUGGAUGCUACAGAGGUUCUUGGGUGCUGGUCCAAAGUACCAACAGCCCUCUAUCGGCAGCAACGGCAACAACUUCAGCACCCAGAUCACCAUGUUGACAAAAUGCAGCCCAACAACACAGCGGUCGUCUGAGUGUCAGGAGCACCUCUCUGCCAUCUGAAACCAUCUGAAAAGUUGACUCAAAUUUUUAUUUUUAUUAUAAUUUACUGAAAGCAUGGCUCAAACCUUCUGCUUGACUGAAGUUAAUUCUGGUUACUGAAAGUCAAUUUGACUCUUCAAGGUUUUCUUGCCAGGGUGGAAAGGCAUCAGAAACCACUUUCAAAAUGCAGGACCUGAUCAGAAACUGGGUUCAUAUUUAAGUUAAUACCAAUAGUUAAUGCUAAAGAAACUCAAAAACUAGUCAUCAGAAAAGACUGUUCUUGUUCUGUGUUGAACAUUCAGUGCUGAUACAUAAGUGAGCAGUUUGUAAAGCUUUGUUUGGAUCACAUGAUGAGGGACCUGAAGCAGCUGCUGUGUUGGAAAUUAGCCUUCUGAAAACAGCUGAGAGAAAGACCUUCAUGACCGCCCUGGAAAUGGAGCUUGAGCCGGUGUUUGCCAUCUGAUGUGGAGCUGUAGAUGGAUAGAAUGAGAGGCGAGCUGUGCCCUAUAAGGGGAAGAUGUUUAUCAAAAAGGUGUGUUACACAAGAGAACCCAGAGCACUUAACCUAAUGGCUCACGUUGCUGAGGGGACCGGCAGGAGCAGCAUUAAUGACACUGUCAUGCUUUCAUGAUCAGUAAAGCCACUGAGGAGGGAUCUAUAGUAUAACCCACACACUGGAUGUUCCUCCCCUGACCGUGACGGUUUUAUACGGAGCAAACACUCAGCUGAAUUACUGAAGGAUCACAUUCCAGAGGAGACACUAAAGCUCCUGCUUGUGAAAUUUAUCUCAGAUUACAGAAGCUUUUAGUUUUGUCUUGUGCAGAUGUUUUUCUUUGCUACUCCUGCAGCUAAUAGAGCAGAUUUGUUUCUUUGUUUGUCUGUAGCACACAACGUGUGAAUAAAUGUGUCAACAGAGAUUAUUUUCGAUGAACUGGAUUGCAUGCACGAUUCAUUUAAUUGCAAUGUUUGUUUUCUUCGUUAUAUCCUUUUUCUACAUUCAGAGAACAGUUUCAUGUAUGAUUGAACCAUGCUGGUUGUGAGCCAUGAUAGCAGUUGUUGCCCCUGAACAGACCACACCACUUCACUUAAGACUGAAAUAUCUCAAAAAUCCUCUGAUGGAUCACCAUCAGUUUUUGGAGGCAUAUAUAGACCCCAGAGGAUUAAUCUUACUGACCCCUUGACUUUUCCUUUUCCUCAAGCAGUAGGUCAAAUUUUCCACUCAAACAUGUCAUUAUUUACAAACUGAUGGGACUUUUUUAAAGAAGUUUAUUAUUCCCAGUAGAUGAGGCCUCAUCACCUUAUGACUCCCCUGACUUUUCCUCUAAUGCUGCCUCAGCAGUGGCAUUUGAGGUUUUGAGUGAAACCCCCUACAACUACCAGACAGAUGUUAUUUUCUCGACUUGGAAUCAUUAUUAUAAUGUCCUCACUUUUAAAAUUUCAUUUUUUUCCUUCGAGUUAUAACUAACUUAAUGCAGAACUGGUGACACUCCCCUCAGCCUUAGCUGAUCUACUUCACUUUGUUUUGAAUUCAUGCUAACAUGCAUGUCCAACAUUGCUAAUAUGAACAACUUACAUUUUCAAACCGUCAAUGCGUUAGUAAUGCCAUUGUUAGCACUCCAGCAUGCAAGUAUUAAACUCAAAGCACUGCCUGACAUGGACACCAGCCUGCCUGUAGAACCUUACUUCUUUAAAGUAGAAGUUACUGAGGUUAGCUUAAAGUAGCUGUAUUUCCAAACCUCCAAAUAUGCACAAUUUAACUUGGCCAUAAUCACCAAUGUAUGCGCUCAUGGUACAACUAUUCUUUUUAUCCAUGCACUUUUUAACAUGAUGCCAAGAGGCCCAGCAAACGGAAAAUCUUUUAGAACACAUCCCAGUUAAAUUGAAUUUGCAGCAGCAGGCUGGUUAGUAACAUGACUGGGUAUAAAACAAAAGCAGUCCAGAGAGGCUGAACCUUUCAGUGGUAAAAACGGAGGAGGGUCUCCCACUCUAUUGAAGCCUUUGUGAGCAAAUACUUCAACUAUUUCAGAUUAAAUAAUUUAGGGGUAUCAUCAUACACAGUACAGCAUAUCAUUUCAAGAUUCAGAGAAUCUGGAGAAAUCUCUUCACAAAAGACACAAGGCCCAAAACCAGGACUGGAUGGCUGUGGUAUCCUGUCCCUCAGGCAGCACUGCAUUACAAACAUGGCUCUCUACAAAAAUUGCCGCAUAAGCUCAAUCACAAAACACAUUACUCAUGAGCAUAGUUCACUGUUGCAUACACUGAUACAAAUUAAAACUGUACCAUGAUAAGAGCCAACCCCAUAUCUAACAAUCAAUCAAUCUUAAUUUAUUUAUUUACUGGAAUAUUAUCAACAAACAGAAUCUGGACAAGCGAUUUCUUUCUGUGGGAUGAGUCCAUUUAAGAUGGACUGGGACAAAGUUGUUUUGUGGCCUGAAGCAUCAAAUUAGACUUUUUUUCUGGAAAUCUUGGAUGCUGCGUCAACAGCUGCAAAAAGGGAAUCUGCAAAUACUGUAACAGCAUGGUUAUGUCAUAGUCCAGAGGCUCUCAGAUUGUUUAUCUAUUGGCUUUGUAUGUCUUUAAGGAAGCUGUGAUUCUCUUGGAGAAUGCUGACUUCAACCCAGAAAUGACAGCCAGUCUAACCUGAAGUAACAUGGUAGGGUCUGUCGGGAUAAGCUCCACGCCAAGGUUGACUGACACAUGUACAGACAAAUCAGUCUUGAACUUUAAUUAGCAGUUUAAUGUUUGUUGUUUAAUGGUUUAAAAGGCAACAUGUUAGCAAUGGCGUUGAUUGACAUCAUCAGUCUUGCAAACAUGGUGCAUUGCUUUAGUUUUUCAGUAAAACUGGGAUUUGGAUUGCUCUGGACCUGGAGCUUGAAAUCAGGACAAAAACCUUUCAAACAGAGACAUAUUGUCACCCUAGAAAUGCACAACUUCUCUAUAAUGUGUGACUUCAUCAAUCAUGUGUUUAUUGUCCAAGCUGUGUUAUCUAUGUUCGCAAUUCCAUCAUUAAUAGAAUCCAACGACAUUUGACAAACAUGUUUUACUGACACCAACAGUCUUUUUAGUAGGAUUUUUCUUUCUCUUUUACCACUUAGAAAACCUGCUAAUUUCAUCUGUAUGCAUCAUGCCAUGAGCUGGGGAGGUCUGCUAUUGUACAAGUUAAGAUGCCACAAUACAUUUUAUUCCUGAGCUCCUGUCCAUACGCCAGAGCAUUUCUCAUUUAUUCACUUAGUCACUUAUGAUGGUUGUGUCUUGCCUGGUAUUACAUUUAAAGCACUUAUUUUUACUCCCCUACUCAGAAUUGUAAUUUUAAAAUGUUCAAGUUUGAUGUUUAUGUCAUUUCCUUCUUUGUAGUUCCAGUUUGUGUAAACCUGAUGUGAAAAGUGAAAGUACCUCAGACUCACGAUUGCGCUCGGCCUUUGUAAAUGGUCGAUAACUGUAAAUAUGAUGUCCUUUUGUGGCGUUGACUUAUCGUGCUCAGGUUUCAAGUGGAAAAUGGAUGUUUACAUGUAAAACUGUACAUCUUUCACUCGUGCUUUUUGCAUAAUGUCAAUCAAGUUCCUUUAUUUGUUCUGUAAAUUUUUUUUGUAAAUAUGUUUUAUUGUCCUCAAUGUGGAAUCAGCUGUAAAGAUGUUAUUGAACAAAAUGUCUAAUGAUGAUUAAUAAAACUCUGCACUGUGAA